This is a messenger RNA of Rhineura floridana, 5883 nucleotides long. RefSeq names its product proline rich basic protein 1 (gene PROB1). The coding region runs from base 243 to 4760 and encodes 1505 amino acids. The transcript is spliced from 3 exons. The record is from RefSeq and is a predicted model, not a curated record. Lineage: Eukaryota; Metazoa; Chordata; Lepidosauria; Squamata; Rhineuridae.
UUUUUAUAGCACACUGUAUGUGUGUGUUUCUAUUUUCUUCAGCUCUAACAGGCACAUGACAUAACCAGGGGGUUUUGCUUUUUAUCAUGAUUGGAUUAAACGGAGAGGAUGGAACAUGAGCUUCAUCCAGAAGAUCAAGUUCUCAAGUGUGAGUGGGAACAGACCCAGCUGCAACAAGGAUAAAACAGAAUCCAGUCUCCCAUUGUUCCAGCUUAGAUUCACAUGGUCUACACAGCAUAAAAAUGUUCUCCUGUGUGACAAGAAGUGGUCAAUGUUCUUCUGAGCCUGAUGGACUGAAUGGAGAAGAACAAUUCAACAACUACAACUGCAGACUUCAUUCUCCUUCACUGGAGAAAGACUGCCACAUUUCUAGCAACUCCAGAGGAGACCGGACCUCUGACACUUCCAGUUCUUACCGUUCAGCACUGGGCUCAGAGGAAGCUGAGAGUUUUAAGGACUGUGUUGAGUACUUUGAAGAAGCUGGAGAUUGUACCAAGCAGUGCACCUAUUGUGACUCUGAAUAUGAACAAGGAAGCAUAACAGCAGCACAGAUCCUUUCUGCAGCUCAAACAAAUCCUGCUGACAGGAGCAAGAUUUCCAAGGUUACAGCCAGCCAUGGGACUUUGAAUAGUUUCAGCAGCAUUUUAAAAGAUGACCCAUGCAGUGCAAAGGGGAAUACUUAUGCUGUUACAUCUGGAGGAGUUCAAGCUGAUUUUCCUCUACAUAGGUGUGAGACUUUUGGAGACUCAUUGCCAAUCCAAGGGGCAAGAGCACAGAGCCUGCAGGCAGACCGCAAUGGUACUAUAAAAGAUCAAACCUGCAGAGACAAACUCUCUUCCAGUGGUAAGGAAAAGCAACAGGUUCAGAUGUCAAUCAAAGCUAAGAAUAGCCCAGACCCAGUGUGCAGUGAUAGAAUGGGUCUAGUCACAAGAAGGCUGCAGCCAGGAGACAGCGGAUCUAAAUAUUUGGAUAAUCCUAUGCAAUUCAGUUCUGAUAAAUCCAAGGAAAUGUUACCUAAUGCACGCAAGCUGAAGAAAAGUGGCCUUGGCAGUCGAGCUCAUGGUCCUGUAAGUAGCAAACCAGCAUGUCCCAAAUAUUUUGUUGAAAAUCCAAGUGUUUUGAGUGACUCUGAUGAGGCUGAUAAUGAAGUAGAGAAGCUUACUGCUCUGUCUUUCCAGAGUCUCUCAUGUCCGCAAGGCAGCUACCUAGAUAUGUAUAGUUCCAGUAACAGGACAUCAUCCAGCUUGUCUAAUUCCUUGCCAGAAGAUAGUAAUGGAAUGAACAGGUGGCCGUCAUGCGGCGACCAGAGGAAAACAGUCGUGGUUGGCUACACAAAAGGAAACCGGCUAUUCCCAACAGCCAGCAAAGCCCCAGAAACAGGACUGCUCGCUGGGGGGUUGGGGAAGGAGCACUUUGAAUGUGUUGAUGUCACACUAGAGAAUGCUGAUGGCAAAAAGAGCCUCUCCAAAAAGAGAGUGGUGCCCAAACGCCAGAUCCAGUUGAGACGGAAGGAGAAGAAGGAGGUAGGCUUUUGUGCUGCAGGCGACUGUGCUGCCCUCCAGCCAUUAACCCAACCACGGAAAGAGUCAUGCAUGAAAGUUAGAAAUAUCAGUGAUGAGUUUAGGACAAAUUAUAAGCAGUUUCUGAAAGCAGCCUCUUUGAGCAAUGCUUACAACAAAACUAGGAUGGCUUCCAGUUUGGUGAAAAAUGUUUUGGCUAAAAAAAUGCAAUAUGAACAAAGGAUUAAAAUGGAGCAAGCAUCUAUCCAGGGGAGCUCAACCUCUUCCGUCCCUUCCUCCAUAAGUACUGACAUCCAAGGGGACAGUUUAGAAGGCAAGUCAAGUUCUCUGUCCAAGUCAGACUGCAGUUUUUCAACUGAAGAUGUGCAAAGCCAUUCCACCAGUGAGAGGUCAGAGUCCAUUGCUGUGAAUAAAGACGGCUUGGAUGCCUUGAGGCCAACAAAAGGAGUUGUGCUCAAUGAACAACUACGGGAGAAUGUCUGCAAACUGAAAAAUACAUUUGCUGAGCUGAAUGAGAGAAUGAAGUAUCAAGACGUCACUCAGCUGAAAAGACUCCCCAUUUUGGCAGAUGGUGGUGUGAAUAAAAAAGAAUCAAGCAACAUCAGAAAGCAGGUCACUGGGGAAAGAAAAGAAUAUAGGACAGCCCGAGCCGUGUUUGAGUCGCAGGGUGAUACAGAAAGCUUAGCUGCAGUUCCAAACUUUGCAAAGCCACAAAAGCCAUGGCCAAAUCUGAAGCAGCGCGCCAUUCGGCAGAAUAAGCACACUCAGUCAAAGGAAGAAAAGUUCCCCCUUAAACCUAAAAGCCUUUUGGUGCCCAAAGAUACUUUCAGGAACAUCUUCACAUCCAAAACCAAAGAAAUGAAACUCAUCCCUCAGAUCAAGAAUGAGCACAAUGCUCUGAAUGCCUUUAGGCACACGUCUUUGGAUAGAGUUUCCAAUAAUCGAAGGUUACCUACAUUUCAGAGCAUGAAACUUUCAUCUGUAAUUUUUCCAGCUUCUGGCACAUCACACGGUGGUGAAAAAUCUAUUCAUCCCAAAGCACCUUGCACAGAGGAGGCUAUUCAAAUGGAAAGUAAAGAAAAGGCAAGAAUACAUCAAACCAGAGGGGUAAGAAAAUUAGUAACAGACACCUACAGCCUUGGCUUUAAAUCAUCAGACAGCUCCAGUGUGGAUCAGACAUCCUAUUCUGAAAGCAAAAUAGAAAACAGUUUAGUUGUGUUGCCAAGAGAGUCCAUAGCUAUCUCACCUCUCUUCAUCCACUGCACCUCAAUAUGUCGGAAAGAUGAUGCACAAACAGCAAACAGUUCACAGGAGAAAAAACAAGAGCAAACUGAGGAUGUAGAUGUGUCAACGCUUUCUUUGCAUGAACAGGGCACAAGUAGCAGCGAAUCCCCUGAUAUUUUUAACCCCCCAGUAAAGACACAUGAAAAUGUAUCUGUAUGUCAUUCAGAAAGCAAAUGUUCUGCAGUGGGUGAAUCUGCAGUGCAUAUUACUACAAUUCAGUCCAAGAAACUUGUUCUUGAGAAUAAAGACUUUCAGACACAAGUUGAAAACAAACCAGUGCCUUCUGAGCGGAGUGAAUUAAAUGUCAGGCCUUCUUCUACAACCUCUAAGAAAGAGUCUCAGCUUAAUAUUAAAGUCAACAGUUCUCUCUCUAAACAGUCACACAGAACUGAAACUGAUUAUUUCCCAGCUUCAGGUUGUUCCAGAUUGGAUGAAAGGACAAUGAAUGAAGCAUUCUCAAUGUCUAAUCAUAGUUUGUUGAGAGAAAACAAAGAUGUUGCUUCAUCAGAGUGCAUUAGGAUUCCAUCUCCUACAUAUGCUCAGGAAAUCACAAAAAAAGAUAAUGGCUGUGCAACCACAAGCCGUAUUAAGGGACCUUGCAAAACCCAGGAAGCUGAGUUGCCCUAUCAGAAACAUUUAUCCAGUGAGAUCCUCUCAGUGGCUCCCAAAGAUAGUAAAGUUUAUUCUAGCCCUUUAAAAGAAGAAAAUAUGUUUUCUGAAUCUGGAUCACCUCAUGGAAGGUAUAGACACCCACAAGCCAUCAGGCCUCCAAUGUCAAGCACUCAAACUUUUCUGGCACAGACUCAAGCAAAUAAUAAUUUUGCUGACAGCACGUCUAAAACUACAAUACUGCAAAACACCAGACCCUUGGACAACCACAACAGAAUACAUUCGGAAUGUGUAAUUUUAGACAGCCCAUUAACAACAAGAGAGUAUAUUGAGGGAAUCAAGGUAAUAUCAAACUCGCCUUUUACACCAUCAACCUCCUAUGGAAAACUCCAUGACCCAGAAUGUGAUUACUUUAAUAAACAUCAGACAACAAAUGAACAGUAUUUUUCAGCUACGCAGGCUGACAACACAAAUUACUUAACAAUUCCAGUGAAAACCCAUCAAUCUGAGGCAACUGCUAAACACCCAGUGCCCUCGUACAUGGAUAACACAUAUUUUACCUCCAAUAUCUCCGUCCAGCCAAGUGGAGAAGCAUCUGGAAAUAAAAUAAGCAAUGACAUUUUCCCACCAAAACAAAUAGAAAGGAAGGCACCCUCCGAUAAUGUGUUAUACAAUAACCCAAGCCACGGGCAACUCCCCAUAAGACUUGAAGAGUCUCCCAGUUUCACGAAAAGAAAUGAGAUAACUCCACCAUCUGGUAAGAGUGCCUCAAGCCCAACUAGGCAUUUUGCUGGUGCUGGUGCUGGUGCUGGUGCUCCUCCUCCUCCUCUGCAGGCACAUAGAAAAAUGUUAGUUGAUCCAGAGAGUGGAAAAUGCUACUACGUGGAACCACCAAGGCAGCCUCAGUUAAAGAUGCUUUAUGACCCAGAAACAGGGCAGUACAUUGAAGUGCUCAUACCACCAGUCCCGCUAUCAUCACAUAGUGGGCUUUACCAGUCUCCUUUUUCACCGGUGGUCAUGAAUCCAGGAAGUUAUGGACCACCUUACAUCCCAUACACUGGGUUUCCAGGGUUUGCCCCUCCCCCUCCAGCUAUGCCACCUGUCCAUCUGGAUCUUCAAGACCAACAACCCAUUCAAGAAAAUACAAACCUCAACAAAAAUUUCAAUCAUGUUCCAAAGAAUGAUGUUCCUCCAGCUACCCAAACUGUCGAUGGCAAUUACAUGGAAAGUUUAUACUAUAUUCCCACAGGGAUGAAUUCAAGUCCUAAUCCUGAUCAAGCUUUAUUUUCCCCACCUACAAGUUCUGGUCCUUCUGUGCCUGAAAAGGGAUCCUUCAUUAGGAUGUGACAUGCAGUGCAACAAGGGCAUCUGGGGGAAAAACUGUUUUUGUAUUUCAGAUAAUCCAUUUUUGUUUUGUUUGUCUUUUUAAAAGGUCAAACCAAACCUCACUCCCUAGAAUCUGUGAAAAAGGAAUGACAGGAAGAGGGGGGAAGGCUGGUUGCCUUUAGUUCAGUUUAUUCAGCCGCUUAGGCUCUGAAGACUCAAAGAGGUAACGGGGCACCAAGAGUUUAUAUCACACCUCCCUUGCUUAAUACAUUUGAUUUGAAUAUAAACAUCCCUGGCAGUAAAGGGUUAUAUUCUGGUGCUAAUGAAGCCAAUGGGAGUUUUGGUAUUGACUUCAGUGGGACCAGGAUUCAGCCUAUGAGGUUGUCAUUUGCAGCUGUCAAGUUUGUUUCUCCUAUUAUUAUUUAUUUAUUUAUUUAGUAGAUUUAUAUUGCACCCUUCCUCCCAGUAGGAGCCUAGGGCGGUUUCUUGAGGCAUGCUAUCUAGUAUAUUAUUCUAAUGCUAACUCCAUUACUGAGGGGUCCAGUUAUUCACAACUCUUGACUCUUCUGUAGAAAACAAAUGUUCAUCCAAACUUUUUUGAGAGUUGAUACUUUUGUACAUUAUGCACAAACCACCAAUACUUUCAGGCUCCACUGAUGUUUUCAUGGUGCCUCACUUCACUUUUGCCAUCAGCGCCCAGCUACCCUAGCAGGUUUCUAUCAGUGUAAAUACUUUGAAGAUGGGAGAAUAUAUGUGGAGGGAGCCUGAGAAAAGGAAGCUUGGCUACUCCCCUGAGUUUCACAUUUUACUAGAGCUCCACGUUGAAGAGACUGACAGCAGCCUUGGAUUGGUCUCAACCCUGAAAGCUUCCUUGUGCUUAUAAGAGACUUUCACUAGGUCUGACUUUUCUAAUUUUAACACCACAGUGACGGCAGCAACCACCUAAUGGGGAAUUCUCCUGGCUAUGCAUCUCUCUCAAAGGAGAGCCAGAUUUGGAUCAGGACUGCAGCACAGAAGAUGUUAAUCCUUUCCCUUCAUGCCACUGCCAUGAUCCAUUCCCCUACCGCAAGCUACUACCAGGUGUGGAAGGGAAAGCACAUAGUCACCUCCAUGGUAAAAAAAAAAAAAAAAAAGGCUUUGUGGG